AUGGAAUUCAUCAAAGUCGCAAAAGUUGUCAACCCCUCUUCAACCCCUCACCUGCAAUCCUUAUCUAAAUCAACCUCCGCUGACCGUCAAUCCCACAACAAACAGGUCGAUAAUGUUGUCCUCCUGCACUCCGGAAACCCUAUUCCAGGAACUUUACAUAUCACCCCUCAUCAUUUAAUCUUCAAACGUCAGUUGGCACCGGAACAACCUUCUUCCCCGCCGGUUCCCAGAACAGCACCGGAGAUAUGGAUUACGUAUCCCAUCAUUUACACCGUCGACAGACAGUGUAUCGGUAGUUAUGUCGGUCAAGACUCGCCUUCCCCUUCGAAUGGGACGAACGGCAACAACGGCACACCGGAACGAAGAGGUUUAAGCAGGGAAACGAGCAAUGUUAGCGAUGAACUUACCUUAUCGGCUACGGAGGCCCAGAAGAGGCUACAGGCACUCGCUAUUAGGCUACGGUGCAGGGAUUUUACGUUUAUCACAUUUUGUUUCGAUACAGAGCAGGAGGCUAGGGAUGUUUUUGAUAGCAUAAAGAGAUUGACUUGUGGUGGCACGGUGGAACGGCUGUAUGCGUUUAUAUACAAGCCAACGAAGUUUGAAAUGCCAUUUAAUGGUUGGAGGAUAUAUGACCCGCAAAGAGAGUUUGACAGACAGGGCAUAACGCAGGACUGGAGGCUGUCCAACAUAAAUUCUAAUUAUACUUUUUGCGAUACGUACCCUGCUAAACUUUACAUCCCGGCCACGAUAUCCGACAACACCCUCAAUUACGUCGCUAAAUUCCGUUCCCGCCAGCGGGUUCCCGUCUUAACUUACAUACACAGUGUCAACAACUGCACCUUAACCCGGUGCGCGCAGCCGCUCACAGGACUCCAGAAGAAUCGGAGUAUACAGGACGAAAAACUGGUCCACGCGAUAUUUAAAUCUUCGAAUGCAUCUGGCUAUGCCAGCCUCGGGAUAUCAAACCCGGAGGCCUCCUCAUCUUCACAAUCCCUCGUCAACGUCGAACAGGGUGCGAAGCUGAUAUAUGGCGCCCAGCAAUCAAAUCUUAUCGUGGAUGCGCGACCUAGUGUUAACGCCUAUGCGCAGCAGGCCGGGGGCGCAGGGUCUGAGGUGAUGGACAACUACAAGUUUGCAAAGAAAGAGUACCUUGGUAUCGACAAUAUACAUGUCAUGCGAAAGUCGUUGGAUAGAGUUUUGGAGGCGAUAAAAGAUUCGGAUAUUACGCCUUUCCCAGCGAAUAGAGAUCUUUUAACAAAGAGUAAUUGGUUAAGGCAUAUCACGGCUUUGAUGCAGGGGACCGACUUGAUUGUACGGCAGGUAGCGUUGGAGCACUCGCAUGUGCUGAUCCAUUGUUCGGACGGAUGGGAUCGGACGGCACAGUUGGCGGCACUCGCGCAGAUAUGCCUGGAUCCGUAUUUCAGGACAUUGGAAGGGUUUAUGGUGCUUGUGGAGAAGGAUUGGAUCUCGUUUGGCCAUAAGUUUAGGGAUCGGUGCGGGUUUUUGAGUAGCGAAAAGUGGUUUACACAACCCGGGGGUGGUGAUGGAGGGCAAGGAGGAGGAAGUGGGUUCGAACAGGCGAUCGGGGCUGCGAGGAUGUUUUUCAACCAGCAAGCGAGUAAUCUUAUGGGCGGGGACGAUGAUAGCGACCCUGAGGGGCUGGAUAGCCCGACACCUGGCCGUGGAGGAAAGGGGAAGAAGGACAAGGGUGUGAAUAUUAAAGAAACGUCACCAGUGUUCUUGCAGUUCCUAGAUGCAACAUACCAGCUUAUGCAGCAGCAUCCGAAGAGAUUUGAGUUCAACGAGAGGUUUUUGAGGAGGCUGCUCUACCAUAUGUAUUCGUGCCAGUACGGGACUUUUCUUUACAAUAGCGAGAAGGAGAGGGUUGAUGCACGGCUGGAAAGGAGGACGCGGUCGGUGUGGGACUAUUUUUUGGCGAGGAGACAAGAGUGGCUGAGCCCUGAAUACGAUGCUACGGUUGAUACGGAUGAGAGGGGGCUCGGCGGGCGGGUGAUAUUCCCGGCGACGAUUGGGACUGGGGCGGUGAGAUGGUGGCCUGAAGUAUUUGGGCGGGCGGAUGAGGAGAUGAAUGGGCGUGCAUCGAUAUUCGGGAAGGCUGGAGAGCCGUUACCCAUGAGGUCGACUGAUAAUACGACGGCUAGGCAAAGCCCCGUAGCUGUUGAAGAGGAUGGGAAUGGGGGCCUGAGAUCACAGGAUGUGACUGUGAAGGCGGCGACAGAUGAUGACAUUGCGAAAUCUGCAGCUGUGCUAGGGACUGAGAGGGCAACAGAAUUAGCAGAGGAAGGGGAGGAUGUAGAUUCGGUGGUCGUGGAAAGUCCUGAAGAAGGACAGGAUCGAGUGGAUGAAGCGAGUAUCUGCGCGACUCUAGCGUCUAAUACAACGUUAGAUAUGUCCGAAUCAGUUCAAGUCAAUGAAAGUGAUUCGAGGAUGUCAUCGCCGCCGAUAAUCUCUUUAGAUCAUACACCGGAGAAGCUGGACAAGGAUGAGAGGGUCUUGGAGGAUGGGGAGGAAGACGAGCCGGUGAAUAUCUCGUUGGAUGGGAAUUCGGAUCCUCUGGGCGGGCACGAAACUGUUGAUGUCGCGUUAUCGCCGAGCCCGAGGAAUCAGGGAAGGGGGAUUGGGGGGAUUGGAUCGAGGUUUUCAAGGAGUCGGACGCCGAAGACGACUACGGUUACGAAGGGUAUUGAGGAGCUUGAGUUGGUGUAG
Messenger RNA from Orbilia oligospora ATCC 24927, 2727 nucleotides. RefSeq lists its product as uncharacterized. Gene Ontology annotation, biological process: dephosphorylation. Gene Ontology annotation, molecular function: phosphatase activity. Lineage: Eukaryota; Fungi; Ascomycota; Orbiliomycetes; Orbiliales; Orbiliaceae. The record is from RefSeq and is a predicted model, not a curated record. The transcript is spliced from 3 exons. The coding region runs from base 1 to 2727 and encodes 908 amino acids.